This is a messenger RNA of Anthonomus grandis grandis, 1197 nucleotides long. RefSeq names its product glyoxal reductase-like. Lineage: Eukaryota; Metazoa; Arthropoda; Insecta; Coleoptera; Curculionidae. Gene Ontology annotation, molecular function: oxidoreductase activity. The record is from RefSeq and is a predicted model, not a curated record. Bases 145 to 1086 code for a protein of 313 amino acids. The transcript is spliced from 6 exons.
CUGAAGCGGUUAACCUUGUAGAACCGCUUUGACUUCGAAGAAAUCAAAAUAAAUUCCGCGAUCCGAAGAGGUGGCUGUUUAUUUUCUUCGGGUACGCAGACGGGGAACCACCGAAUUCCACACGAAAAUCCGAUCGGCGUAGCGAUGGCCACGUCCAAUUUGUUGUUCUUGUGCGUGACGUCAGUGGUGCUAAUGACCGGGGGCACCCAAGAACUUCUCGCCAAAAAUAUGAAGUUUAAAUUGCAGGGCGGCGAUUUAAUGCCUAUGGUAGGAUUUGGUACUUACCAGAUCCGAGGCACUGAACUCAUCAGGGACGUUCUGGAUUAUGCCUUGGGCGCAGGGUAUAGACUGAUAGAUACAGCCAAAGUAUACAGAAAUGAAGAAGACAUCGGCAAGGCAUUAAAGGAUCUGCUGCCCAAGUACAAUUUAACCAGGAAGGACAUUUGGAUCACCACAAAACUUUCUCCUGAUGAUCAGGGUGCCCAGGCCUAUGAAGCCCUAAAAGAGUCUGUUAAAAAACUUGAUUGUGGUUAUGUGGACCUCUAUUUGAUCCAUUGGCCAGGCAGUCAUGGAGUUAAUGCCUCCAAUACUAACAACUCUCGUUUAAGGGACGAAAGUUGGAAACAAAUGGUAAAAGGCUUAAAAGAAGGCCUGGCAAAGAACAUUGGUGUAUCAAACUAUCUAGUGAGGCACUUAAAAGAACUUGCCGCCAACAAUUAUGGCAUUAAACCUGCUGUAAACCAAGUUGAAUGGCAUCCCCACUAUCAUCCGCAGGAUCUCCUGGACUAUUGUAGACAAGAAGGGAUUCUGUUGCAAGCCUACUCGUCUUUGGGAGGCACCGGGAACCCCGAUUUAAUUAAGGACCCCACCGUCGAACAAAUCGCUGAAAAACUGAAUAAAACUCCCGCUCAGAUUCUGCUUCGGUGGGCCCUACAGCAAAAUAUCGCGAUCAUACCGAAAGCGAGAUCGGAGAAACACAUUAGGGAGAAUAUCGAUUUGGACUUUGACAUUCCUGAAGAAGAUAUGCGCAGUUUGAGUAGUUUUAAGGUGAAUAAAUAUGCCUGGGAUCCUGAAAAUAUUGCUUAAAUGUGUUUUUGCACCAUGGUCUUAUGUGCAUUUAAGAUUUUCAGUAUUUUUGCUUUUUUAUACUUAGGAUAUUAUAUAUAAUGUUUGUAUGCAUUAAAUGUAUUUUAAUAA